UUAUACCUUUGUUAAGAUGUUAAGCUGAACCGAAUCUGUUAAAGCAUUGGGCUUUUGAUCUGAGUGUGUGAUAUUUACGUCGGGUCCGUCACUCUCCUCCGAAGUCUGAUGGACUGCCCGCAGGUGAUCUCCUUCCGAAUUCCACAGCUUGCUGGCCCACUCUUCGGUGGCUACGUGGGCCUCGUGGCGCGCGUGAUCCAUUCGCUUGACGGGUCAAUGCAACAGCGACGUUGGGCCGACUGUAUGUUUGGAGAUAGAGGCCCAAGACAAUUGAGUGUCCGCGACUCCGGGGGGGAGAGGAGCGGGGCCGCGGCCAGAGCGACGCCAGUCCUCUACCCCCUCUCCUGAGUCCUGAAUUCUGAUGGUCGUCUGAUGCUCCUCCGCGCCGCCGCCAGGAAGAAGAAGACCAAGCACAGCGUCGCCACCUUGUUCCUCGCCCUCCACGGAAGGCCUUUGACGUCGUCGUCGUCGUCCUCCUCCUCCUCCUCCUCCUCCUCGGCCCUCGUCGACUCCAUCGCCACGUCGAUCCGCCCCUUCCCGGACUACUCCCCCAGGAAGCCCUCCCUCCGCGACGCCGACCUCGUCCGCGACCUCACCGCCGCCCUCCGCCAGCGCCGCUCCGACCCCCUCGCGCGCGUCCUCCGGCCCUUCGGCCCACGCCUCCGCCCCGACCACCUCCUCUGGGCCCUCCCCCUCCUCCGCUCCGACCUCCCCCUCCUCCUCUCCCUCCUCGCCUGGUUCCGCUCCUGCCACCCCGCCCCCUCCCCCGCCACCGCCGAGGCCACCGCCAUCGCCGCCCACCUCGCCGCCGCCGCCUCCCCCUGCACCGCCCGCCGCCUCCUCCGCGACGGCCUCCGCGAUGGCGGCCGCCGCUUCAUCGACGAGGUCAUCUACACCUACAAGCACUGGUGCUCCCACCCCUCCGUCUUCGACCUCCUCCUCCUCGCCGCCGUCGACGUCGGCCGCCUCGACGACGCGCGCGCCCUCUUCCACCACCUGCUCACCUACGGAGUCGUCGUCUCCGCCGACGCCUGCAAUUCCCUCCUCGCCCGCCUCCCCGUCGGCGACAUGCUCGCCGCCUUUGCCGACUUCCCGCAAUCCAGCGGCGGCGGCCUUCGCUGGAACGCCAAGUCGUACAACAUCGCCAUUCAUGGGCUGUGCCGCGUGGGCAAUGUGGGCGACGCCCGUAGGAUCCUCGCCGAUAUGGAGCCAAAGGCCGGAGUUCCGCCUGACGUCGUCAGUUACAGCACUCUCAUAAACGGCUACUGUUCCAUCGGAGAGCUCCGCGAGGCGAUGGAGCUCAUGCGCGAGAUGGCCCUCAAGGGUCUGAAGCCGAAUCCUUUCACCUAUAACAGUAUAAUGGCUCUCCUCUGUAAGGCCGGGAGAGUCGUGGGGGCGGAGCGGGUGCUAAGUUAUAUGGUGCGCCAUGGAGUGGCUCCCGACGCUGCUGUAUAUACUACCAUGAUCGAUGGGUUCUGUAAGAUGGGUAAUCUAUCUGCGGUCUAUAGGAUGGUGGACGAAAUGAGGAAGAGCGGACUAGUUCCCGACGCCAUCACUUAUACUUCUCUGAUCCAUGGGCUGUGCCGCAGCGGAAAGAUGGUUGAGGCGCAUAAUGUGUUUGAAGAAAUGCUCAGUGAGGGAUUAAAUCCAGAUGAGAUUGUGUACACUGCUCUUAUCGAUGGUUACUGCAAGCUCGGCAGGAUGACAGAUGCCUUUCGUGCUCAUAAUGAAAUGCUUCGCCGGGGAUUGACUCCGAAUGUUGUGACGUACACUUCUUUAUCUGAUGGCCUCUGCAAACAAAGGGACGUGGAGGCUGCGAACGAGCUGUUGCAUGAGAUGUGCAGCAAGGGACUGGAGUUAAAUGUAUGUACCUAUAACUCGCUCAUCAAUGGCCUCUGUAAAGCCGGCAACAUAGAGCAGGCAAUGAAGACCAUGGUGGAGAUGGAAGCAGCCGGACUUAAGCCGGAUGUGUACACUUAUACCACCUUGAUGGACGCAUAUUGCAAGUCAGGUGAGAUGGAUCGGGCCCGCGGGCUUCUCCAAGAAAUGCUAGAUAAAGGUAUCCGACCAAGUAUUGUCACCUUUAAUGUCUUGAUGCAUGGGAUGUGCAUGUCAGGGAUGUUGGAAGAUGGAAAGAGACUGCUUGAUUGGAUGGUAGAUAAGAAUUUCAUGCCGAAUGCUACAACAUAUAAUUCUCUAAUGAAGCACUACUCCCUCGAUAAGAAUAUGAAAGCCACUACAGAGAUCUAUCGGGGAAUGUGCUCUCAAGGCGUAGUUCCUGAUCAGAACACUUACAAUAUUCUGAUAACGGGUCAUUGCAAGGCAAGAAAUAUGAAGGAGGCGUGCUAUUUCCAUAACGAAAUGAUUAGCAAGGGUUUCAGUCUUAGUGAGGGUUCUUAUAAUGCUCUUAUCAGGGGCCUCCUCAGAAAGAAGAAAUUCAUGGAGGCAUGGGGAUUAUUUGAUGAGAUGAGAGCAAAGGGUUUUGUUGCCGAGCAUGACAUAUACAACACAUUUAUUGAUAUGAAUUACACGGAGGAAAAUAUGGAGGCGGCACUUGCACUCUGUGAUGAAGUAGUAGAGAGAUGUCUUGUGGAAACUAAAGUUGAUGAGACUUAGGCAGAGAGGAGCAUGGGGUCUUGGAAGAACGAUCUUUUCAUGGUACAGAUGUGCUCCAAAGGAAAUCAGGGUUCUGAAGAAGUGGUAGACUUCGUUCACGAUCCAGUGUCAUUUAAAAUGGAUAUAUCUUCCUCAGAUACUAAUGAACAUGCUUUAUUAGCCGAGCAAAUCAAAGCUUUAUGCUGUCCUGAUUGGAGAUAAAGGUUCCAGAUUGAACUGCUGAUCAACAUCAAGUUAACUUGAUCUAGAGUGAAAUAAUGUACUGCCGAUCUCCUGAAGAGUGAUUUUGGAAGCCUUCCAAACAACAAGAAUGCAUAAGUGUCUGUAUCUACUUUAAUUUCUACCCUUCCUUCUCCAAAAGAGUUGCUCAACUUUAUUUGAGAAAUUCACAAACUCAUGUAGGGGAACAAGACUACUGCUUCUCGAGGAACUGAUUUGGUGUCUUGAUUCACUUAUGCCCUGGGUGACACUUUUUGCUAUAUAAAUGGCUCCCAUAGUCCCUCUUUUCAAAUUCUCUGAUGUGCUAUUUUAUUACUUGAUCAUAUCUUUACUCCUGAUUUUUAGCAUCUUUUCAAAUUCUCUGAUGUGCUUUAUUGGCAGACAGCACAAAUAAUGUGACAAAUGGGCAUAAUAAAUGCCUUCUAUUUGAGGGUUGAACCGAGUUUAAUUAUUUCGUUUUCUUCAUUUUAUAUGUGAUUUUUUACCUUUUUGGGCUGCAGCUUGAUACCAGUGGCAAAGCAUCCACCACAGCCAAGGAGCAUCCACAUUCUUUCGUGUUCAACUUCUUUCAGAUUAGGAUGCUGAGGAUGUUUUGAUUCUUUAGGAGAGGGUUUGCCUGCCUGCCAAAACUUUGCAGACAUUUGGAUGAAUGUAAUUACAGUUCGUCCAUAAGCCAUGUUUAGUUUUUGCUAUCAGCCAUGACGAUGCUGAGGAGAUCACCAUUUAGCCAUGGGCUCAAUUCUGUACAAAUAGCCUCACAUUUGAAAGGUUCAUAGUCAGGUUUUGUGAAUUAUCCAAAACCUAGACUACAAUAAGGCGACAAUCUUCUCAGUAUCAAGGCAGUUAACUGCAGGACUAAUGUUUCCAGUCUUACUAAGCAUGAGUUACAAGCAAUUUUGCAGUUGCAUCAACCAAAUGACCCCUUUGCGGAGACUGCCUGACAUCGAUGUGUUGCCUUGAAGCUAUUACUUCCUUCAGGAGUGCAUGUGCCCAGGCAGCUUGCAGAUUAGACUGUAUCAAAAAGAAAUAAACAGCGAUGAUGGCAUUGGUUGAAACUUGAAAGAUCAAUAAUUGUACUUUUGGAAAUUUUGAACAAGUCAUUGAUGACACUUAGAGUAGAAAUCUUAUUCCAAGAGAUGAAGACAAUGAAAAAGGAAAAGAGAAGAAAGAGACCGUAGAUUGUGGCUUCAAGAGUAUUUGGAGAUUAUUUAUUAUGUCUAAUUGUUCAUACACUGUAAUGUGAGCAACCAGAUUUGUCCAUAAGUCAUUAUCAGUAUUACAUCAGAAUUGUGCUGAUACUGGGGCAAUUUAUGCCGCUGAGGCAUAUUUACAAUCAUUCCCAUCUAUGCUAAAUUCAGAAUCCAGUAAACAGUAUUUCAGUGGAAUUUCUAAGAGGAAAAA
Messenger RNA from Ananas comosus (pineapple), 4236 nucleotides. Its product is annotated as pentatricopeptide repeat-containing protein At1g05670, mitochondrial. The coding region runs from base 373 to 2616 and encodes 747 amino acids. Gene Ontology annotation, molecular function: protein binding. NCBI's taxonomy places the organism in Eukaryota, Viridiplantae, Streptophyta, Magnoliopsida, Poales, Bromeliaceae. The record is from RefSeq and is a predicted model, not a curated record. The transcript is spliced from 3 exons.